CAGGAUCCACCAAUCCAGACCUCCUCAUUGGAUCAGCCACCUGAAUCAGAAAACACAAAACAGUCCAACUAUGUACUUAGUAAUAAUAUACAAAUAAUGUGAUAACAAAUAUAACCUCCACAGUUAUAAACGUAAACAUUGAUGUGUUGUGAUAAAAGCAUACAUAGCUGCGGGUGUUGCACCACCAGUUACAACAAUUCUAUAACCACAGUGUGACUUUUAUGACUGAGAUUGUACAGAUUAACUCCCCGGGAAUAACAUCACAACAAGGAUCCACAGUUACUCAGGUUGUUCUGAAUAAUAUGACACAGUUUAAAGCUAGCUAAUGAGCACUAACAUUAGCAAACACGUGUAAACAAACUCAACUGAUCGGCUAAUAGCCGCUAGCUCCUGUAAUGAACAAUUAACAAAAAACCCGAAUGUUUGUUAUGUACGACUUGACGGAAAUUUAGCAAAGCGGGUAAAUUUGCUGCUUUUGUGUGUAGCUCUUAGAUUUGAUCAAUAAUGAACAUACAAAGAAACAACGAACAUACAAAUACAGAGCGAAGACACAAAUAUAGAACGUUACCAGAAAAAAACAAACAUUUGAUAUGACACUUUGCGUUGCGGGGAAAAGUAAGCCAAUGGUUGAAAUAAAAUAGCGAUUCAAAUUAGUAAUGCACACAUAGAUACACUUAUAAUUGCAAUACAAGUAGAAGGAAACGAAUUACCUUUGAAAUAAACGCUUUCUUUUAAUAAAAACCUGCCUGAGUGAAGCUGAACUUGUCAUUUCCGUGAAACCUGAACACAACCAUGACAUCACCGUCCACUGCGCAUGCGCGUGUAUUUAUCAGCUUCUCAACCCGACGUCACCGUCUACAGCGCAUGCGCACAUAUUCACUGGCUUCACAUUUUCAGUUUUACGAUUUUUUGAAGUAGAAAUAUAUUUUAUAUACUUUAUAAACACGUAAUAUUAAAAUUGAAUUGCACACACGGAUAUUGCCCGCAACUAAGGGUGGCACAAUUAAAACAUACAUUUGAUGACGUGAACAUUUUUUAUUAUUAUUUUAUUAUUAACUAUUGUGUUUCUUAAAAAUGUUUUGAAUGUAAGUUUUAUUAAUUAAAAAAGCCCGAAAAUGUAAAACCAGUUGUUGCUAUGGCAACCAUUUGUUUAGUUACAAAUGACUGGGCCAUAAGCCAUUUGGCUUUAAACAGGAUUCAGACCGAAGCUUUUCUUUAAACAGGAUUCAGACCGAAGCUUUUCUUUAAACAGGAUUCAGAGCUUUAAGAUUCUCAGCCUCUCAGACUAACGUGUGUCUGUGUCUAAGGUGAGGUAAGUAUGAAAAGUGUGAAGUUUUGUUUAGUUUAUAAAGUUUGAUAUUAUUCAGACUAGGCAUCUAUGUUUUAGUCAGAAUUACUGUGCAGGCUGUUGAUAUACAACUCAAAGUAAAUAUAAAGAUUAUAUUAUCGUCUAAAAAGUGUCUCAAAGCCAAAUGACAGUAUUUUUAGCUGUGCAUAAGACUGAAAGGUUUUUAUUCUGCACUUUUCUCUUUUUGUGUUAAUUUCAUGAUGAGUAUUUGUGAUUAUUUAUGUUUUGAUUUGUUGUAUUGUGAUUCUAAUGUCUUUCUUAUUCUGUAAAGCACUUUGAAUUACCUUGUGUACGAAUUGUGCUGUACAAAUAACACUUGCCGUGCCUGUUUUGUCUUUUUAAUUUGUGUCUUUUUCAUUCAAAUUAGGUGCAGAAGAUCACAGUAGAAAAUGUUUUUACAGGACUACAACACCCAGGACAAUGCUCUGGAAAACCUUCUCAAUUCCAAAAUAAGGGACCGCUCUGAGCUUUUUAGGGCAGAAUGUGUGCGUCUCAUGGAGGAAGCUAACAAAGCAUGCAAACGUAUGCAAGCUGACAACCAAAAACGCCUCGACCAGAGAGUAAAAGACAUCAACUUUCUGAAGAAGGAGCUUGAGCAGAAGUUGGAGGAGAUAAUUCUGGAGACGGAUAGCCUCAUAACGUUACAGGGACGAGUGCAGAAAGCUCUGGAAGCCUGUAAAGACCCUCUGAAAGUGUCUGUUCAAUGCAUCGAUGAGAGGAUGAGACGUGUCCCUCAGAAGCAGCUCCAUGAUGCUGUGGACCAAGAGCUGUUGAAGGAGCGUGAGGCCAUUGAGGGAGUGGCUGUGCUUCUGCAAAGAGUUCUGCAGCAACUCACAGAGCAGAUACGGCUGAACCGAUCAUCUAAGUAUCAUCUGGAGCAGGACUUAAAGGAGAAAUUUGAGGCUCAGUCCAUUGACAAAUCAUGUAUUCUGAUGACCCACCACUCGAGUAACCCCAUACUUGAACCCCAGAACAAAUCUAUUCUGCCAAGUUUGUCAGUGACUCCUCUGCAGUGGGAGAGCAUAUCAGAUAUAAACCUGGCCAAAGCAGAGCAGCAGAGGAACAACUCUAUGUCUCUGAGGACUUUGGUGGAGUCUCUCUUGGAGCAAACCGCGUCUGAUUUACAAAAACAAUUUCAGGCCACAACUUUGGCUUUUCAGCUCAAUGUACAGGAGCUCAAGAAGGCCAAGGGACAAAUGGAGGAUCAUCUGUCCAAGAUCUUGUUGGAGUACAAUAAACAGCAGACGAUCUGUGAGGAGCUGGAGGUUUCCAUCCAAGAGAACCAGCGCUGUCUAAGUCUGGCCCAGGGUCGUCUGUCUCUGCGCCAAAAACGCCCGUCCAAAGAGCAGUGCUUUGACCCCGCACAGGCGCAGCUCCUCAACGAAGUCCAGGUCAUCACAGCCUACAUCACUAAGCUGCGUCAGACCCUGACCCAGUCCGAAGAGGAGCAGAGGGCGUUGGUUCGAUGCCAGCUCGAGCUUCAGGAAAACAUUAACAACAAAUCUGGAGCUUUGUACAUCGAUGAGGUGCUCUGCGGUCAGUACAGGGAGCCCGUCAUCAUCCACAACUUCUAA
Messenger RNA from Periophthalmus magnuspinnatus, 2922 nucleotides. It is a transcript of the gene tekt1, whose product is annotated as tektin 1. Lineage: Eukaryota; Metazoa; Chordata; Actinopteri; Gobiiformes; Gobiidae. Bases 1738 to 2922 code for a protein of 394 amino acids. The record is from RefSeq and is a predicted model, not a curated record. The transcript is spliced from 7 exons. Gene Ontology annotation, cellular component: nucleus; microtubule cytoskeleton. Gene Ontology annotation, biological process: cilium assembly; cilium movement involved in cell motility.